AUGGCCUCCUCGCCCUCCCCCUCGCCGGGGGCCACCAAGGCCUCCCCGGCCGCCUCCGUCGCGCCCGCCACCUCCUCCCCCGCCUCCCCGGCCCCGGUCAAGCUGCCCAAUGAAACCCCGGCCGACCCGCCCGCGGCCCCUCCCGCGCCCUCCGCGGCCGUGCCGCCGCAGACGCCAGAAUCCCCACCGCCCCCUUCUCCGUCGCCUCCCCCGGACCCCACCGCGUCGCCGCCGCCGGUCCCCGUCGCAUCUCCGCCGCCAGCCGCAUUGCCGCCACCCUCGCCGCCCACUGCGGUGCCGCCGCCGCCCGCGCCUGCCGCUGACCCGCCCAAGCAGUCGCCUUUGCGGCCCCCUGCGCCGGCCGCGUCACCCCCGCCGCCAAAGACCACUUCUCCACCACCAAGCCCGCCGGAUCGCUCGACCGCGCCGCCCGUGGCGCGGUCACCACCGCCGCGGCACCCGGGGUCGCCGCCUCCUCCAACCGAGCCGCAGGCGCCGCCGCCCUCCGUCAGUCCCAUCAUCAAACCUCCCACCAGCCCCUCCCCAACCUCUCCCACCGUCCCUGCUACUCCCACCGCCCCCUCACCGCCGUCGACGCCAGGUUUUGGUCCUCCAUCUGUGCCUAGCGCCCCAACAACAACCCCGCCAACACCAAUCGGUCCGAACAUGCCACAGGACCCCUCAUGGCAGGACAGCGGCCCCUCGCCGAGCAGCCGUGGGUUGAAUGAUGGCGCAAAGGCGGGGAUCGGCGUCGUCGUGGUGAUCCUCGUGCUUAGUUUGCUCGGCGCCGGGUGUUGGUACAAGAAGAAACGGAGGAGAAUGACCGGUUACCAUGCCGGGUUUGUGAUGCCUUCACCCUCACCAUCUGCUUCUCCACAAGUGCUACUAGGAGGACAUUCAGAGAAAACCAAAGCCAACUACAGCGCCGGGAGCCCCGAGUUCAAAGACACAAUGUCAGAGUACAGCAUGGGCAACUGUCGCUUCUUCACCUACGAGGAGAUGCACAACAUCACAAACGGUUUCUCUGAUCAAAACCUGCUGGGGGAAGGCGGCUUUGGGUCUGUUUACAAGGGUUGCUUGCCUGAAGGAAGAGAGGUUGCCAUUAAGAAACUGAAAGACGGCAGCGGGCAGGGGGAGCGCGAGUUCCAGGCCGAGGUGGAGAUCAUCAGCCGCGUGCAUCACCGCCACCUGGUUUCUCUUGUUGGGUAUUGCAUCUCGGGCGACCAGCGCUUGCUUGUCUACGAUUUUGUGCCCAACGACACGUUGCACUAUCAUCUACAUGGACGUGGCGUGCCGGUUCUGGAAUGGCCAGCCAGGGUUAAAAUUUCUGCUGGAUCGGCUAAAGGAAUAGCAUAUCUUCAUGAAGAUUGUCAUCCCCGAAUUAUCCACCGAGACAUAAAAUCCUCUAAUAUUCUGCUGGAUAACAACUUCGAGGCACAGGUUGCUGAUUUUGGUCUUGCAAGACUAGCCAUGGAUUUUGCCACGCAUGUAACUACACGGGUGAUGGGAACUUUUGGGUACAUGGCUCCAGAGUAUGCAUCCAGUGGCAAGCUGACUGAGAAAUCUGAUGUCUUCUCUUUUGGCGUUGUCCUCUUAGAGCUCAUUACUGGUAGAAAGCCUGUCGAUGCAUCAAAUCCAUUGGGCGAUGAGAGCCUUGUCGAGUGGGCCAGGCCACUGCUCACGCAAGCGCUCGAGACUGGCAACGCAGGGGAGCUGUUGGACCCCAGGCUGGACAACAACUUCAACGAGGUCGAGCUGUUCCAUAUGAUCGAGGCGGCGGCGGCCUGCAUCCGACACUCGGCACCCCGGAGACCCCGGAUGAGCCAGGUGGUGCGGGCUCUCGACAGCCUGGCGGACGGUGACCUGACCAACGGGGUGCAGCCGGGGAUGAGCGAGAUGUUCAACGCGCCCAACACGGCGGAGAUCAGGCUGUUCCAGCGGAUGGCGUUCGGCAGCCAGGACUUCACGACCGACUUCACCCAGUCUUCUAGCUGGAACAGCAGCCGCCAGGGCGGUGGAGACGUCGACGCCUCUGGCGGGCCGAGGCAGUCACAGCCAUAG
Molecule: messenger RNA, 2061 nt
Organism: Triticum turgidum subsp. durum (durum wheat)
Lineage: Eukaryota; Viridiplantae; Streptophyta; Magnoliopsida; Poales; Poaceae
Source: the annotation of a GenBank genome assembly